AUGGCGGCGAACGAGGCGGCAGCGACCGCGUCGAGCGGCGCGCCAAAAAACGACAAAACGACGACAUCGGCAAUAUCGGCAACGACAGCGACAAACACACUCUCGUCCGACCAGCAACGGCCAGUAGGCGACGGCGACGAGGUCCUUCCCGAUGCAGACGCGGACGAGCAAGGCCCUGGCGACGGAAUAGCCUCUCAAACGCAACCGGACGCACAGGGCCAAAACGCACAGUCACAAACACAACCACCACCUCCUCCAGGCCCCCGCGCCAGCCGUCUCCAGGCGCUCUUCGCGUCCAGUCUCGACCACACGCUGGCCAAGAUCAGCUGGGACAACUUCGCCGCCUGCUACCCGACCGCGGCCGCCAAGGCGCCACAGGCCCUCCGCACCGUCCACCGCGCCAUGGUCGACCGUCUCGGCGAGCUGUGUGCUGCCGAGUUUGCCGUCGUCAUGCGCAACCGCGACGUUGUGCGGCGGCUCAAUGAGCUGGAGACGUUGUCCGUAGAUGCCCAGAAGCGGCGGUUGGCAGCCACGGCCACGGCCACGGCCUCAGGAGACAGAGGCACAGGCACAGGCACAGGCAGCCCACCCCCACCGCCCCACACCUUGCCUGCCGAGACGGUGCUGGCGGCACACCUGACACCCCAGCGCACGGCCCAGCGGAAGCUGCUGGAAGAGCGGCUGGCCGCCGUGCAGGCGGCCAACACGGCGCGGUUUGCCAGGCUGACAGCGCAGCAGGCCGAGGCGGCCCAGCUGGUGGAGGCGCUGGAGCGGGCCCUGGCGGACGCCGAAGGCGCUGCCGCGUUGCUGGAUGGCGCAAGCGAGAACGGCCACGACGACGGGGUCGACAAUACUCUGGUGGCCGAGUUGGCACGGGAGACGCGGGCUGCCGAAGUGGAAAUGUCGGGGAUUUAG
Messenger RNA from Sporothrix brasiliensis 5110, 915 nucleotides. RefSeq names its product mind kinetochore complex component. Gene Ontology annotation, cellular component: MIS12/MIND type complex. The record is from RefSeq and is a predicted model, not a curated record. NCBI's taxonomy places the organism in Eukaryota, Fungi, Ascomycota, Sordariomycetes, Ophiostomatales, Ophiostomataceae. Gene Ontology annotation, biological process: chromosome segregation. The transcript has a single exon. Bases 1 to 915 code for a protein of 304 amino acids.